Messenger RNA from Paramecium octaurelia, 1210 nucleotides. Lineage: Eukaryota; Ciliophora; Oligohymenophorea; Peniculida; Parameciidae. The record is from the annotation of a GenBank genome assembly.
AUGUUACUCAACUCUCUCUUAACUGGAUAANGCUAAUUACAGCCUGCCAUCUAAUAAUUGAUGUUAGCUCUUGAUUACGGGAAUGUUUAUCAGACGAAAUUAAGAGUAAAAACAAUCAAGAUGCUAUCAACAUUACUUGCAAAAUAAGAGAAAUUUAAAUCUGAUAGUUAAAUUUUAAAAUAACUCCAAUACUUUUUCCAAAAUUAAAAACGAUAGUUUAUAUUCCUAAUUGAUUCUACAUAAAGAAUGGCUGAAAAUCAACUUGAAGUUGUAGAAACCAUCAAAUAAGUAUGAAUUUAAAUUAAUAUCGUUAGAUAUUUUAAAUUAUGAAUGACGAUGAUUUGAUAUAAGUAUCAACUUUUGAUGAAUAUACACAUGUAUUAAUUGAAUCUUAAUCAAAAAUUAGUAUACUAGAAACUAUGGGUAAAAAUUAUAUGGAAGAUGGAUUUUUUGAUUAUUUAAGUGGGAGAUAAACUCAAAAUCAGCGCAAAUUAUAUUAAGGCAUUUUGGAAUCCUUAAAUCAAUCACUUCCUAAAAAAUAUACUAAUUACUUAAUUGUAAUGACUUUUGGAGAAAAUUAUGCUGAAUAAAAUGAUAAAUUAGUAGAAUUGUUGGAAAAGUUGAGAGAAGGAUUUUGGCAUUUCAUAUUGUGUAGUACAUAAGAAAAGAAGUUUAUGAAUUAAAGGAAUACAUUCUAUAGAUUAACAGAUGAGGCCAGAGAUGGGACUUAUAUUGAAUUGUUUGCCAAUUUUGAAGAAGGUUUAAGUAAGAUUAUUUCGCUGUGUAAUUGAUAUUAUUUUAUUAAAUUUUUUAUAAUUUCAGUUAACAUGUUUGAGGAUGAUUUUGAUUUAGGGAAAUAAGAUGAUUUGGCCAGGGAAGUGAAAGAGAUGGAGGUGAAAGCAAAUACAUUGCAGUAGAAAUCGCAGCAAGAUCGAUAUCUGGGUAAUCAUUUGAUGGAUCACUCUUAGAAUUCAGCGAAAUGGUAUUAAAUUCCUUUAAAAUGAUGGAGUAAAAAUUUAAUGAAAUGGAAUCUAAAUUUAGCAAGGUCUUAUAGUCUAAAAAUAAAGAAAAUACCACAAGCAACAUCAGAUAAAAAAGUGUUUCGGUUGGGAAGAUAUACGCGCCUCCAAAAAUAUCGGUUGGUAAGAUUUCUUUACCUAAACAUUAACCCCCUCAAUUAAAGAAAAGCAUAUUAAAAACAAAAAAAUGA